AUGACAGAUGAGACGGUGACUCCAGUUUUCCAAAAGCCAAGACAUGUACCAUACAAUCUUGCAGCCAAAGCAGAAGAAAAGAUCGCAUACUUGUUAAAUCAGGACAUCAUAGAGAAAGUACCAGACGACGAAACACGUACCUGGGUCAGCCCAACAGUUAUUGCGCCGAAACCAAGUUCGGAUCAGAUUCGCCUAUGUGUAGACAUGAGCAUAGUGUCCUGUGACGUAAGUAGUAACGACAGGAACACUAAGGACAUUAAUGAUGCUUGUGGGGUAUUAUGGGCACUGAGUAGUUCUAGUUUGCAAGUUGUUUAGAAAAGCAGAGUGAGAAUAUAUGAACGAUAUUGUGCGUGUUUUAUACACUAUAAUGAGGAUGGCAAACAAGGCUAUUCUACGCCCAUACACUCAACUACCUACGAUGGAAGACGUGAUCAACAAGUUUCAGGGUGCGAAGAAGUUCUCUAAAUUAGACUUGCGCGAGGCGUAUCACCAGUUCGAACUUACCACCGAAUCACGCAAAAUAACGACCUUCUACGGACCAGACGCAGAGGAGGUUGGACAGCUAAUUAGGCGAAUCUGGGCGAAUCUCUCGACCAAUCAGAUUGCGCCAUUUUCCUCAUGCUCGCAUGAAGCUUUUGGCAUCGAAAAUUUACAUAGGGCUCAUAAAUAUCGACUUUUUUCAUAUUGUUAUGCACAUUUUUUUGGAAAUUUCACGCGAUACUACUUUUACAACAGUGAAUCUAUCCAUUGGAACGGUAUCUUGAAAGGUAAGCGUUAUUUUCCAGUUUAUUUUGACCUCUCACUUUAGGCACUAUGCCGUCGCGAUGUAAUUUAAUGGCGUUUCUGUCAACAAUCGUUGAAGACAAAAAUCUCAAAUUUCCACGGUUCGAUUUCGCUAUUUUUUUCACGAUUAGUUAAACAAAAGUAUAAUCUUUAACUCUAUCCAGCCGGCCCCCCUCGGUCCCGCAACCGUUUUCGAGAUAUUCACCGUUGAAUAAAGCCCUCUGUAAAAUAUGUUGCCUUGUCACUCAGAUCGAUAAUGAACUGCUAUUACUCGCUUUUUUCUAAAGAAGUGUGAUAUAUUAUAGAAAUUUCGAUAUAUUAUGGAUUGUAUAUAUUGCAGUAAAAGUGUGUAAAUAAUUAAAGCCCUUCCGUAACAAUAUUUUAUAAGUGAAAUUUAUUGUUUGGCUGAUGUUUUGGAUUUGAGAUUCGUGAUUAUGGCUGGAUUCUAUUUUUGUCAAUGAGUUUGUCUGCAAGAAUUAAGCAUCAUCAUUAAAUUUGGAGGUAAAAUCGGUCCUUCCAAUCUGUACAGACCUUCUACAUCUGCAAGAUCUCCGAUGCUAUGAUUGUCUCUCCAUCAAGUGACCAAAACCUUGUUAACCUUUCUGGUUAUGUUAUUGGUAUGAUGACGUCUGGAUUUUCAAAACUAACCCAGCGACAACCAGAAUAACUACUCAUCCACCUGUUUCAAAAAUGGCUGGUAAAAGUUAACACUGGUUUAGAUGCUAAAUUUGUCCCUCAAAAUUUUCUCCCACUUGUUGCCAAGGCUAUGUACUUCAUGCUGGUCAAAAAGACAAUCUGAUUUAUCACGCUGCUCGAUGCUUUGGAGAAAAACGCCAUGGAGAUGUUGGUCUGCUGCCAUUGGAUAGAAUGCCCUUUAUAGCAGUGAAGGCCCACUUGGCCUUUUUUUAACAGUAUUUUGUAAUGAUGUUACACAACUAAUUCAGAUAAAGUUUGAGAAAUGGUGGUUCUUUCAAUGUUAAGCCCCAGACAGGGGGGCGGGCAUAUGUGGGGCAUUUGAUUUUCUGAGCAAAUUUUCAAUCAAAUGCCCCACUGUUAGGUAAUAAAUAUUGGUCAAACACCCCACCAUUUUGCAAUAAAUUGCAAUAAAUACUAUAUUAAUAAAAGUCAUUUUGGUUCAAAUUGCCCUAACUCGGGCCCAAAAUGCUAAUCAAAAUCCCCAGAAUGGGGAUGCAAUUGAUGAUCAAAUACCCCACAUAUGCCCACCCCCUUCUGGGGCUUGACAUUGAUAGGUGCAAUUAUAUGCAGGGUUUUUUUGUAUUCUCAUGUAAUGUAUCACAAAGUUAAUAGCAGCAUGUUAUUGUGGGACCUUUGAUCAAUAUGUAUAUAAAUAGACAUAUUUUUGUUUUAUUGUUGCAUUAAUUUUAAUGGAAAAUAAAAAUUACUCACAAAUUUGGUCAAGUGAAUGUACAAACUAUUUAUUUCUUCAUUUAGUACAGCACAUGUUACAAUUAUGUACUUGUCUUAAUUGCAUGAGUGUGCAUGACAAACAUUGUUUUAUUUUAAUUGUGCACACCCACUUAUGAUUAACCUAGUUUUUGUUUAUGAAAAUCUAAAAAGUUAGCUAAUUGAAAUAACAUCAUUUCUAUAACUUGCUAAACCUAUUCAGUUACAAUUAUGUCACAAACAUCUGUCAACGUACACUCGUGCUCUUCCUUACCACUUGAGUCUCCCACUCACCACGUCGCUUUAUGAAAAUUUUUUGAUAAAAUCCUAUUUUAAAAAGUCAACCCUAUACUUGAUAUGCUGAACAUAGACGUCUGAGAUAUCUCCUGUGGCAAUUAGUGGGAGCAAAUACUCGCAUAGUUGAGCAGCAAUAUAACCAAUAUGUGUCCAUCCAGUUCCAUAGUCUACAUCAAUUGCAAUUGCACUUGGGUCCAUUGGAUUCAAUGACUCUAGUCAUAUUCUUACAUUCACGUACUGGUUUAUCUUAUCCAUGAAGAGCAAGGUAUGCCUGUUCCAAAUGAUGUUGGUAAUUCUUCUCAUGAGCAAGAUCGACAGCUGAUGGUUUCCGCCAGGUGGUAUUCAAAUCACGAAGCCUUAGUCCACCCGAAUCCAACUAUUCAACUACCGAGAGAGAGGCGCUAGCAAUCCGAUGGGGGAUCAAAAAGCUGAGAAAAUACCUCUUGGGAGCACAACAAUUCAAAGUGACUACAGAUUACAAACCACUGCAAGCGAUGUUCAACAAAACCGCAGGUGAUUUACCGCCACGCAUCGAGAAGUUUAUUAUGUACGUCCGGGAAUACGAGUACGUUGCGGAAUAUCACCCCGGGAAGACCAACAUAGCCGAUUACUUAUCAAGCCACACACGAACAUAUGCUAUUUCAAGCAGCUUCCAGGCAGCCGACGAAUUUGCCCGGACCGUGGUUCAAGCGGAAAGAGUCACGUUAAUCAACAGCCACGCGGCAGUCACCAUACAGGAGAUAAGAGAGGAAACACGUAAGAAUACAACUCUCACGAAACUCAUACACACCAUACAAACGGGUCUGAAUGAAGCAGAUGAAAAAUUUUUGCCAUAUAUGGCAGAAGUUAAACACGACCUGCAUAUCAUAGACGGAGUAAUUUAUCGCGGGAAACGAUUGAUCGUACCUGAAACCCUACAGCGCCGAGUUAUCGCAUUAGGGCACGAGGGUCAUCAGGGAAUUAGCAAAACAAAAUCUUUCAUCCGGCAAUCCUGCUGGUUUCCCGGCCUUGAUGCCAAAGUGGAACGCCAAAUCAAAGAGUGCCUUGCGUGCCGAGCAACGCAACCAAGUCGAUACCACGAGCCUAUUAAAGUAUCGGAAUUACCGAAGGGACCUUGGUAA
This is a messenger RNA of Paramuricea clavata, 3605 nucleotides long. The record is from the annotation of a GenBank genome assembly. Lineage: Eukaryota; Metazoa; Cnidaria; Anthozoa; Malacalcyonacea; Plexauridae.